Messenger RNA from Trematomus bernacchii (emerald rockcod), 2735 nucleotides. RefSeq names its product pumilio RNA-binding family member 3 (gene pum3). Lineage: Eukaryota; Metazoa; Chordata; Actinopteri; Perciformes; Nototheniidae. Gene Ontology annotation, cellular component: nucleolus. The coding region runs from base 135 to 2087 and encodes 650 amino acids. The record is from RefSeq and is a predicted model, not a curated record. Gene Ontology annotation, molecular function: mRNA binding. The transcript has 18 exons. Gene Ontology annotation, biological process: regulation of translation.
AUGUUGGCAGCGCAUCACCCUACGUUUUACGGCAGCGAAGCUUCAAUUUGGUUGGAUGGUGUGGUGCCGUAAACCGUGUUGGUCGCAGAACGCAUGGGACUGAGCUGCGAUAGCGUGUGUGUUUAUCUGAAAUAAUGGAGGCUAAAUCGAAGAAACCCUUUUCUCCUAAAGGUGGAAAGAAGUUUACACAAAAAGGAAAAGAUUCAAUGGGGACCAAACUUGGAGGAAAACCGCCUGGUAAGAAGCCCUUCAAAGCGUAUGACAACACAGGGGGCAAACCGUGGAAGGGUGGAAAUGGCGGAAACAAAGACUACAAACCUGCCUUCUCCAAAGCUGGGCCUGGUCAGCAGAAGAGAAAAAUGCCAUUUAAGGCAAAACAUGAAGAAGAAGGGGAAGGUCCAGAGGCCAAGAAGUUGAAGGAUGGCGAAGUUAAGCCAAACACAGAGGGGCUGACGGAGGAGGAGAUCAAGAAGAACAGGCAGCAGGCGAAGAGGGAUCUGAAGGACAGCAGGCAGCACGCGGAGAGGAAGGACAUGUUCGAUAUCAUCCGUCAGUGCAAACGCCUGUGGGGCGACCUCAGGAGGAAGAAUUGUGACAAAGAGCUGAAGACCAAACUGAUGGGGGAGCUUCACGAUCUGGUCCGCGGGAAGAUCAAGCAGAUGGCCUUUGCUCACGACUCGGUGCGAGUUCUCCAGUGUUUCACACAGUUCGGCAGCCACGAGCAGAGACAGGAGGUCUUCGAUGAGCUCGAAGAUGACAUCAUCGCUCUGUGUAAGUCGCAGUACGGCAAACACGUGGUGAAAAAGAUGCUGAUGUAUGGGAACAAGGAGCUGAUGGCGGCUGUGAUGAAAACGUUCAAAGGUCACGUGCGCUCGAUGCUUCGCCACGCCGCCGCCUCGUCCAUCAUCGAGUACGCCUACAACGACAAAGCCGUGUUAGCGCAGAGACUCAUGCUCACUGAGGAGCUGUAUGGGAACACCUACACCGUCUGCAGGUCUGGAGUGUGUAACACCAUCGAGAAAGUGGCCGAGGCGAACCCGGACAAGCUGGCCAACAUCAUCGAGGAGAUGAAGCAGACCCUCACUCCCAUGGCCCAGAAAGAACAAGUCAUCAAACACUCUCUGGUCCACAAAGUCUUCCUGGACUACUUCCUGUUCGCACCCGAGAAACAGAGAACGGAGAUGAUCGAGUCCAUCAGAGAGUCAGUCGUCUACAUGGCUCACACACACGACGGAGCCCGAGUGGCCAUGAACUGUCUGUGGUUCGGGACGGCCAAGGACAGAAAAGUCAUCAUCAAAACUAUGAAGACCUACAUGGUGAAGUUUGCCACGGGAGAGUUCGGUCACCUGGUUCUUCUGGCCAUGUUCGACUGUGUGGACGACACCAAGCUGGUCAAACAGGCCGUGCUCUCUGAAGUCUUGUUGUCUCUGGAUGAGGUCAUUGGUAAUAAAUACGGUAAGAAGGUUCUGUUGUACCUGCUGACCCCCAGAGACCCCGCUCACCUGCUGCCGGAGAUCAUCAAGGUGCUGGAGCGAGGAGACGGGAACACACACAGUAAAAAGGACAUGGCGGUCCGGCGAAAGGAGCUGCUGGAGGUCGUCUCCCCCCCGCUGCUGGAGCAUCUCCGUACCAACGCCGACACCAUGGUGAUAGACAAGGCGUCCAGCGUCACCAUCAGUGACAUCCUGGCGUCGGCCUGCGGGGAUCUGCGGCCCGCCAUGACAGCCGUGGCUCAGCUGGCCAAUCAGGAGCUGGUGCCAGGGGGGAUAGACGGACAGCUUCACAUGGCCGAGCACCCAGCAGGACACCUGGUGCUGAAGUGGCUCCUGGAGCAGGACAUGACGCUGGCAGAGGCCGGCAAGGAAGAGCGCUUCAGCAGGAUUCUGGUGGACGCAGUGGGAACAGACAAACUGAAGAGCUGGGUCAAAGUCAACAGAGGAGCCAUGGUGCUCUGCAGCCUCCUAAACAGCUAUGAGAAGUCUGUGGCUGCGGAGGUGAAGGAGGCGCUGCAGUCCAUCAAAGGAGAGCUCAGCAGCCUCGCCAACAACAAAGGAGCUGAGAUCCUGCUGGAGAACCUCAACAAGUAGAGACUUUAUUCCAAACAGACUGGUGAUGUCAUCGCAUCAUUUCCUGUGCAGCAGAAAAACAAGACUGCAGACGUUUGAAGCUGCGAAUGGGAACGAUUUCAGGAGGUGUAUGCGACCUGGAUCUCCGUUAUGUCCGUCCCUGAUGGAGAAAUGGACGUGAAUUUGUGUGGAAAUGUAUCUGUUGAUAAUUAAAUAAAAUAUGUUUGAGAAGGUGAUUGACCAAGACAACAGGUCAACAAAAUACAUCUAAUGUAAACACACUUUGCCAUAUUUUUCCCAAUGACUGUCAAUAAAACUCAGUUUCUUUCACAUAAAAGAUUCCCUUUGGGAUGCUGAAGGCUUUUUUUUGCCGAUUAGUUGAGGUUUAUUGACAGUAGUCUAACGGCAAAGGAGAUAGUUAAUAGAAACUCAGAGCAGCAGACUGGUGAAAAUAACUUUGUGCUGUUGGAUUUAGCUCCAACAUUUCAGCAACAUCUGUUUAACAGGAAAGGUGUUCCUGUAGCUUAAAACUAACAGACCCAUAAACCAGACAAAUAAAAACAAUCUGUAUUGCAGUACUGUAGUCCUAUUCUAAGAUUUUGUACCAUGUGUUUUAAUUGUAUCUGCUGAAAAGAAAGAAUUUGCAAAAUAAAGACUAUUGUAUUCAAA